AUGGGGAGCAACGAUCCUAGCACGCCGUCUAAGGCUUCGAAGCCACCAGAACAGGAGCAACCUCCGGCUACUACCUCUGGCACCACAGCUCCAGUUUACCCUGAAUGGCCCGGCUUUCAGGGCUACCCAGCGAUGCCACCGCAUGGGUUUUUCCCCCCUCCUGUUGCUGCAGGCCAGGCUCAUCCAUACAUGUGGGGACCUCAGCACAUGGUGCCACCUUACGGGACACCACCACCCCCCUAUAUGAUGUAUCCACCAGGAACAGUAUAUGCCCAUCCGACUGCUCCUGGUGUGCAUCCAUUUCAUUAUCCUAUGCAAACAAAUGGAAAUCUUGAACCUGCUGGAGCUCAGGGAGCUGCACCAGGUGCUGCAGAAACGAAUGGGAAAAAUGAGCCCGGCAAAACAUCUGGUCCAUCUGCCAAUGGGGUUACGUCCAACAGUGAAAGCGGAAGUGAUAGUGAAAGUGAAGGAAGUGAUGCCAAUUCUCAAAAUGAUUCACAUUCAAAGGAGAAUGAUGUAAAUGAAAAUGGCAGUGCUCAGAAUGGCGUAUCUCAUUCAUCAUCGCAUGGAACAUUUAAUAAACCCAUGCCGUUGGUUCCAGUACAAUCAGGUGCAGUGAUAGGAGUUGCUGGUCCUGCGACAAACUUGAACAUAGGGAUGGACUACUGGGGUGCAACUGGCUCUUCACCUGUUCCUGCAAUGCGCGGCAAAGUACCGUCUGGUUCAGCUCGAGGAGAGCAAUGGGAUGAAAGGGAACUGAAGAAGCAGAAGAGGAAGCUGUCCAACCGGGAAUCAGCGCGCAGGUCCCGGCUGCGCAAGCAGGCUGAGUGUGAAGAGCUCGGGCAGCGCGCUGAGGCUUUGAAGUCAGAGAACUCGUCCCUCAGGAUCGAGCUCGACCGGAUCAAAAAGGAGUACGAGGAGCUCCUUUCGAAGAACACCUCUCUGAAGGCGAAGCUAGGGGAGUCCGGCGGCGGCGGCGGCAGCGAUGCGGUCCCCGACAUGAACGAACGGGGCGACACCAACGGCGGCAGCCACCAGAAGGAGCCCUGA
Triticum turgidum subsp. durum (durum wheat) is the source of this 1050-nucleotide messenger RNA. The record is from the annotation of a GenBank genome assembly. NCBI's taxonomy places the organism in Eukaryota, Viridiplantae, Streptophyta, Magnoliopsida, Poales, Poaceae.